CAAAUUUAAUAACAAUUUGCUCACCUGAAAACACGUUCUGUGAUUAUGCGCAGUCCAGUAAUUUGACACCUUUGUUUGAAGGGUGGAAGAGCCAGACACUAAAACCAAUUUAAUAGUCAAUCAGAAAAGGCUCGAGGAACAAAAGUUGACAAAGCCGUUAAAGUAUUGGAAAACUGAAGUUAACUUCUUCUCGAUAGUUCAUACAAAAUGUUAUCAAAUUAUUGAAUGUAUGAAUGAGACCUUUGGCUAUUCACACAUUACUUCAUUCGCAUAUUGUUUCUACAUUCUUACUUGUUACACAUUGUAUGUCUUCGUAAACCUCUCCGAAGGAAGCGCAAAAUGUUGGCCCAAAAUGCUGUAUCCCGUAGCAAUUAUCUUCACCAACACAACAUACAUGUUACAAAUUACAAAAGCAUGCAGCGAGAUCACCCGUGAGAACAAUAACUUGUCACAUAGAAUCCAUAAAUUGAGCAACCAAACAACUAAAUUUGUAAUGCAACAAGAGACAACCAUUGAUCUUGAGAUGCUGUCUCAUCAGCUGAUGCAUCAAAAGCUGGUUUUUCACACACACUACUUUUUUGACAUCGAUUUGAAGUUGCUGAAUUUGAUGAUUGGAGCCGUUACUACUUAUCUCAUUAUCCUAAUGCAGUUUGGUGUUUAAGCAAAUUACUCAUAGAAGGACAGCACAUUAUUAUCAAAUAUUUAUGCAAUCACAAGCAAAAUCCACAACCACAAACAUGAUGGCAAACUAAGUCGAAAGCCUCUACUGAGCAUAUCAUGGAUAGGCACUUUGUUCAUAACUAUUCUAGCUUGUUUCUUUUGUUUUCAACUGCUGGACUUGUACCAUUUUCUGUAGAUAGA
Armigeres subalbatus is the source of this 861-nucleotide messenger RNA. RefSeq names its product gustatory receptor 68a-like. NCBI's taxonomy places the organism in Eukaryota, Metazoa, Arthropoda, Insecta, Diptera, Culicidae. The transcript is spliced from 7 exons. Gene Ontology annotation, biological process: sensory perception of taste; male courtship behavior; chemosensory behavior. The coding region runs from base 230 to 661 and encodes 143 amino acids. The record is from RefSeq and is a predicted model, not a curated record. Gene Ontology annotation, cellular component: dendrite; membrane; axon.